Molecule: messenger RNA, 1696 nt
Organism: Penaeus monodon (black tiger shrimp)
Lineage: Eukaryota; Metazoa; Arthropoda; Malacostraca; Decapoda; Penaeidae
Product: UDP-glycosyltransferase UGT5-like
Exons: 8
Molecular function (GO): UDP-glycosyltransferase activity
Source: RefSeq, a predicted model, not a curated record
GCAACUCAGGGGCUUCUCACAUCCCCGAGCGACCGACGUCUGCCGCCAGUUGGGAACCUUCAGUGUUAAAAAGUGUUUGUGUUGAGACCUGCUUCUGAUUGGCGAGAGAAGAUGCGCGUGGCACUCACAUUCCUCUUGGUGGCACUGGCAGGCGUGGCCCUCGGAAAACUGGCUCCCCUCGAGAGGCCUUACAAGAUCCUCAUGCUCCUGCCUGUAGGGUCAAAGAGCCACAAGAACUUCUUCACGAGCGUUGCUGACGCCUUGGGCGAACGGGGCCAUAAGGUGGUGAUGCUGUCCAGUUAUCCUGCGUCCUCCAAGAAUCCCAACGUCACAGAGAUCGACCACGAACUCAAGGACUUGCACGAUGACAACUAUAACAUAUUCGAAUCCCGUGAUGAUCCUACCGGAGGAUUUUCUCUCCUGUCGGAGAUCCUUCCGGCUGUGGUCAAGAAGCUUUACAGAAUCCCAGAAGUAAUGGAGUUGUAUGAAAAGAGGAAAACGUUUGACCUCAUUAUUGUAGACCACAUGAUGAAUGAGAUGAUCUACCCGUUCGUGCACGAACUAACGUACAUGACAAUAUCGGCUUCGAGACCAGUGCACAGCGCCGUCUGGGAAAGUCCAGACCCGGCUAGUGUCUGUGAUACUGGAGAUACCCGAGUCCACUCAGCGAAGCACGUAUCCGACCUGAUGCAGCCAUUUAUGCCGUCUUACUUGAGGCAUGGGUCUCUUGUGCCUAUAAUGCAGCCAAAUUCCACUUGAAUCUUGACCUUGCAGAUCUCGGACAUCUUCCCGGACCUUCCGCCGCUGCUGGACAUCGAGCGCAACCAGAGCCUGACGCUGAUCAACUCGCACUUCUCGAUAGACGUUGCGCUUCCUCUGCUGCCGUCGCAGGUGCCGGUGGGCGCCGUCCACUGCCGCCCUGCCAAGCCUCUUCCGAAGGACCUGGAAACCUGGAUCUCCGGCGCAGGACCAGAGGGCGUCGUGUACUUCAGCCUGGGAACCGUUGUCCGUGGUAACUCCAUGCCAGUCGUGUACCGCGACAUGUUUAUCGAAGCUUUCAGGAGGCUGAAGCAGAGAGUCAUUUGGAAGUACGAGGAAGAGCUGGAGGGCAUCUCGGACAACGUGCUGAUACAGAAGUGGCUUCCGCAGCAAGAUGUAUUAGGACAUCCCAACGUAAGACUUUUCAUCUCUCACGGAGGCCUUCUCAGCACCCAAGAAUCCCUGUACCACGCCACGCCCGUCAUUGCUCUGCCCGUCUUCGCGGACCAGCCUAAGAACGCGAUGGCAAUCCAAAAGCGUGGCGCUGGCGUCGCCCUAGUGUGGGAGGAACUCUCCGUCGAUCUGAUCGUUAACUCAAUUCAGGAAGUUAUGAAUAACCCCAAGUACAAAAGGAACGCCGAAGAGGUGAUGAGCGUGGUGCGGGACCAGCCGGAGACGCCGAGGGAGCGCGCCGUGUUCUGGACCGAGUACGUGGUCCGCCACCAGGGAGCGCCCCGCCUGAGGAGCCCGGCGGCGAAGCUCUCGUGGGUCGAGUUCCUCAUGCUCGACGUCCUGCUGGUGCUCCACGUCGCCGUGUACGUCGCCUUCUGCGUUCUGUCGCGGAUUAUUAGGGCGGUGAAAGGGAAGCUCUUUUCGCGCAAUGUGAAGAAGAGGAAGAGGGACUGAGCGUUAUUUUAAUGCAUUUUUGUCAAAUAUU